ACACUGAUUAAGAACAGUCACGCCAAAAUGGGGUUCGUGAUUUUACUAUUAUUUGCAUGCGCAGCGGUCCAGGGGCUGGUACGCGUGGACCCAUUGGUGAAGACGAAACAGGGUCUGAUCAAGGGAAUAAGAGCUGAUGAUGGAGAUUACUCCAUGUUCCUUGGCAUACCGUACGCAAUUGUCGACGAAAAUAAUCCUUUCGGGCCUUCGAUACCACAAACUGAAUUCAAAGAAAUUUACAACGCCAAUGACGAUUCAAGAACAUGCCCGCAAGUUGACGAAUUCACAAACCAGAUAACUGGUACAUUGGACUGUCUGCGUUUGAACGUGUACGUGCCAAAUAUAGCGGGCUCUAGAAACAAACUCCCCGUUCUGAUUUGGAUCCACGGAGGUGGUUUUAGCGGAGGAGACGGAGGCAGAUUCGUUACUGGACCCAAAUUCUUGGUCAGGCAUGAUGUAGUUUUAGUGACAAUGAAUUAUAGAUUAGGACCUUACGGGUUCAUGUGCCUCGAUACACCGGAAGUGCCCGGGAACCAGGGGCUUAAAGAUCAAUUACUGGCGUUGAGAUGGAUCAAGGGUAACAUUGCAGCAUUUGGAGGGGAUGAGAACAAAAUGACAUUGAUGGGUGAGAGCGCUGGAGCCAGCUCGGUCGAUUUCCACCUUUUGUCUGAUAAAGAGAGCCUAUUUGACCAAGUUAUAUUACAAAGCGGAUCAGCAUUACUAACACUAUUAGGAGAAUCUAUCCCAGAUGCGCCUUUGAGACUAACCAAACAAUUAGGCUAUGAAACGAGUGACGUAGACGAAGCCUUGUCAUAUUUAUCUAAAAUGGACACAAAUUCGGUAAUAAACGCCACAUUAUCCUCACACUUAUUCUUUAAAGUGUGCAUUGAAAAGAGAUUCGAUGAUGUUGAUGGUUUUGUAACGGAACAUCCGUUAAUGGUGGACUCGCCCAAGAUCAAGAACACACCCAUGCUAGCUGGAUUCAACAACAAGGAAACGCUUAUGAUGUAUGCACAUAUGCGACCUGAACAGUUCAAGGGUUACGGCACCUUCAGAAACGUCCUCGAAGGUUACUUCACUUACGACGACGAGUUUGCUGAGAUGGAGGAUCUAGUUCGACGUUUCUAUAUCGGAGAUGAAGAAAUGAGCGAAGCGUUGCGGUGGGACUUAAUGGAAUUCAACUCAGAUCUCACUUUCAACUUCCCCGUCCAGUGGACCAUUGAUCAUUAUCUUCAGAAAGGUUCUAAGAUCUACCAAUAUCUAUUCUCCUACAGCGGUGAAAGGAAUUUCCUUAAGAAGAGAAUGAAUAUUACGACAGAUGGAGCGGCCCAUGCUGAUGAAAUAGCUUAUCUAUUUGAUAUAUCCUACGAAGACACUCCCACCCAUGAAGACCAGAGGAUGAUCGACCAAAUGACAACGCUUUGGACAAAUUUCGCAAAAUUCGGAGAUCCCACACCGGAGACAACAGAUCUGCUUCCAGUUAAAUGGGUACCAGCGACCAAGGAAAUCAACAAUUACCUGGACUUGGACAAGGAGUUGGCGCUCAGGAGACUGCCGUAUAACAAAAGACUCACAUUCUUGAAGUUCUUCUUCAAAACUAAUAUGCACAGACUUACUUUACUCACAAAAUAAUCAUCGAAAAGUAAUAAAUGAUUGAGAGUCCUA
Molecule: messenger RNA, 1665 nt
Organism: Danaus plexippus (monarch butterfly)
Lineage: Eukaryota; Metazoa; Arthropoda; Insecta; Lepidoptera; Nymphalidae
Product: bile salt-activated lipase-like
Exons: 3
Coding region: 28-1632 (534 amino acids)
Source: RefSeq, a predicted model, not a curated record